Lingula anatina is the source of this 3314-nucleotide messenger RNA. RefSeq names its product thioredoxin-related transmembrane protein 1. Gene Ontology annotation, cellular component: endomembrane system. NCBI's taxonomy places the organism in Eukaryota, Metazoa, Brachiopoda, Lingulata, Lingulida, Lingulidae. The record is from RefSeq and is a predicted model, not a curated record. Gene Ontology annotation, molecular function: disulfide oxidoreductase activity.
GAUUUCAUUUUUAUUUCUGCGGGCUGAAACAAAAUGGCGACCUCCAUUCGUCGGCGAGAAACCGAGAUGUUCCUUGUCGUUUUAAUCAUUUUAGGAAUUAUCCCAGUCCACAGUGGGACGAAGACCAUUGAGCUUCAAGAAGAUAAUUGGAGCGACAUGUUAGCGGGAGAGUGGAUGGUUGAAUUCUAUGCACCAUGGUGUCCAGCUUGCCAGGCAUUAGAACCAACCUGGGACCAGUUUGCAGGCUGGGGAAAGGAUCUAGAUAUCAAUGUCGCUAAAGUGGAUGUCACACAAAAUCCAGGACUGAGUGGAAGGUUUCUUGUCACUGCCUUGCCAACAAUUUACCAUGUUAAAGAUGGAGUGUUUCGUGUUUACCUUGGCUCCAGGAAUGAGAAGGACUUAAUAGGUUUUGUAGAUGACAAACAGUGGAAAGAUCUGGAUCCAGUACCUUGGUACAUGUCCCCGGGAGCGCUACACAUGUCUGUCUUGAGCAUGUUUUUUAGGCUAUCCAUGUUAGUUAGGACUAUCCAUAAUAAUAUGACAGAGCUGUACAAUGUGCCCACCUGGGGCUCCUACCUCCUGUUUGCAGUAGUCACCAUCAUGGCAGGAUUGAUACUGGGACUGGGCCUGGUAUUAUGUUGUGACUGUCUUUUCCCACCAAGACCAGCAGUAUACUUGAAAAAAAAAGAUGAUGACUAUUUACCAGAGGACAGCAGUGGCAGAAACACCAGUGCUAAUUCUAGGGAUGAUGAGUCUGACAUUCCAGAUGACACGUCAACAGGACAACCAGAAGAAAAUUCUGUGAGACAAAGACAUACAGAAUCAUCCUAGGAAAAAGAGUCCUUUUUUUUUUCAUGAUAUGCACAGCUGCUCUUGGGACAAUAGUACACUGUCAGAUACAUUUAGUUGAAAAAUAAACGUAAAAAAAAUAGGAAUUUGUAUCUCUGUAUGGUGUAUUGUUAGCGUGUUAGUUUUUAUGCCUGCAAUGGUUUAAAGGAUUUACUGAAUGCAUAGUGAUAAUUAAACAAGCAUUAUUACAGAGAGGGGGAUAAUUUUUACAUGGGUUUGAAACAGGAUUGGGAUUUUAAUUUUUUUUCCCGGAUGCUUGCCAAAUUACAGGUUUCUUGAAGCAAUAUUCUGUAUUAGAUAUAAGGUAAAAAAUUGAAAUAUAUUUUUAUGGCAGUAGAUAGUUGUGAAGAUAUGUUACAUACGAAUCACUUUUUCCUCACAGAGAGCAAUUACAAUGAACAUAUGUUUAUAAACUCAUAAACAGAUUAGUUGUUUAAUAACAUGCAGAUCUUUCAGCACCAAGCCCAUAUUAACCUGUAACCCAUAAAUUAACCAACACCGUAAAAGUAUUUACCACUACCAGAGCAAUUACUAGCACUAACAUUCAUCUGCUACGGUAGUGGUAAAUACUUUUACAGUGUGUAGGUUAAUCUGUGGGUUAUGUGGUUAGUAUGGGUUUUAGUGCUGAAAGAUCUGCAGGUAGUGUUAGUAAAAGCUAAUCCAUUUAUAAGGCCUGAAAUUAAGGUGCUACAUGCCCCCCCCCCCCCAACCUAGAGUUAGAAAGUUAGUCCCAGGGUAACAUGCUGGCUCAAUUGCAAUCAGUACUAUUAAGCUGCAUUUUCAAAAUAAGUCUGUCCAAACUUAGUACAAAUGCACCCAGACAUGAUAUAUUGAACAAGUGCUAAAUGAAGAGGGUUAAUCAGAAACUCAUUUUUAGCCGUUUUGAAACUAGCAUAUUAUUUUUUAGUUAUGAAAUAGAUACAUCACCAGUCAGUGGGGUGUUUUUAUAUAUAUAUAUGUAUGUGUGCAAAGCACACGCCGAUGUCACAUAUAUUUUACUGAUGAGUGGUAUAUCUGACUAACAUGUAUACCAUUGUGAAUGUCAGGGAGAUAAGACCUAGGUUUGACAGAGUCAUAUCCAUGUAUGAAUUGCAUGUAUGGAUAGUUUGCUCUCAAUAUCCAUACAAAUAAAUUAAUGAGGUAUCAUGUCCACGUAUAUAAUUGUGUGUAUAUAUAUAUGUAACAAGUGGUGGUAUCCAUGGAGUUGAACGAGGGGGUAUUGAUCAGAAAAAGCUUGCUUUUAUUAGUUUUUUAUGAGUAAGUGGAAUUGAUCGAAACUAACCUUCAUUUUAUAAAAAAUAAUGUCAUUUUAUGCCUUCUUCAGUUCUAAUGCGCAGGUAAAUUGGGCUCAGUUGGCCAUAUGAUGAUAAUUUUGAACAUACUGUCUGCUUAACAUGCUAUCUCAAUUCUUUUUUGUCAAAUGGUUUUAUGCAUCAAAUGCUGACAAUGUUAAGCUACUUGAAAGUGUUUGUUGUUUGUAAAUGAUUUAAACGUAAUUUCUGUAGUUAUCAAUAUAGCAUUAUAUUCUGUGGCAUAAUUGGCUCCAAUCAAAAUGGCAUAUUCCUGUUCUUUUUUGGAACAAAACUUUAUAAGUCUUGAUAAUAUUAAUAGCAAAAAUUUCAGUUGUAAAUUGAUAUUUUGAUGUUGUUGUUAAAUCAAAUUUAUUAAUUUAAUUUAAGAUCCAUUUGAACUCAAUUUCUUGCUACCAAAGUCAACCAAAUGACACCACAGUUUCAAAUAGUCUAACUUGGAGAAAUACUGAAAGACAUUGUUAUGUAUUACCUGAUAUAGGGAUAUUUGAACAGAUUUUCUGCUUGCUUGCUGUGCUGUAUAAAUAGAUAAAUAGGUCAGAUAACUAAGGCAAAUUUAUGACCACCAAUUUAAAGUUCUUUUAUGGCUGAUUGAAUGAUUAAUUUAAUUUAUUUGAGUUAUAUAAGAAACUAGUAGAAGUGGUUUAUGUGAGUUAAUCCCUGCCCCAUUGAUGCUUGGUUCAUAUGUACCUUAAAUUUCAUUUUAUCAGUGAUUAUAGCUUGUACCUACAGCAGAAGUAACAGAAAUGAAGCUCUGACUUAUAUAAGUUUUUUUAAAGCUUGAGAGCACAAUGUUUUCCAACCUAAUCAAAAUGUUGACCUGAAUGGAUGAUAACAUCAGAAGAAAAAAUGAUCACAUAUUUCAGGCUUUUUAGCUAAAAGAAGUUCCAAUUACUAUUAGCCAAUGGCAAACUUUGCCACUAUUAAUUUGAGAUAGGAAGUUGUUUUACUAUACAUGCCAGUGACCAAUUUUUGGUUGGACUGUAGUUUCCAUGAUAUUUGCCAGGUACUUUUUCCAGAGUUACUUGUCACAGGUUUAAAGAAACUUUAUUCCGUGUAAACGUUUGUGAUGAUGGGCAGUUGGCCUGGUGGCAUCAGUAAAUCAUCGGUAGCCUGAAUAAAAGAAUCCUUAAUAAAAAAAUAAUUUUCUUUUAA